Acanthosepion pharaonis is the source of this 618-nucleotide messenger RNA. The record is from the annotation of a GenBank genome assembly. Lineage: Eukaryota; Metazoa; Mollusca; Cephalopoda; Sepiida; Sepiidae.
AUGAUUCUGACUGUUCCUCAGCACACCACAGCCGACUUCCUCCGAUAUCCGGGCAGGGAUAAGCAGCUCAUUGACCAAAGACACGGGUCCGCGAUCAUCCCGUUCAUUCUUAACGCUUUCUUUUCUUUUGAGCAGUCCUUAAUAUCAUCAAUCUUCUUUUUCCCUCCCAUUCAUACAUUUAUAUUGCUCCCAUCUCUCUCUUUCUCUCUCUCUCUCUCUCUCUCUCUCUCUCUCUCUCUCUCUCACCCCUACUCUUACUCCUUUACAUCACCAACCUUUUCCCUUCGUUUUUCUCUCUCUCCCUCUUAUUCCCUUCUUUUCCUACUUCUUUUAUUCUUCUUCAUGAAAAGAGGGUCUCUUAUCGCAAAAGACAGUGCCUACCAAACCCUCUUCCCCCGUAUUCACCUUUUACGCAUGUACGCGCAUGCGUGCUCGCGUGCAUUGUUUUGGCUUUUUCUCUUUCUUUAUAAUUUCUUCUUUCAUUCAUUCCUUCUGUUAUAUUUUGUUAAAACUUUCAUUUAUUUCUUUCACACAUUAAUCUCUUCUUUUCCUUCUUUUUCAGUUACUUUUUCUUUAAUUCUUUCUUUUACAUCUAAAUGCCUUUUUUCUUUCUUCUAA